ACCGCGGCCUCGCCUUUGUGUGAGCCGCACCGUGUUUGCCCUCCCACUUCCUUGUUCCACACUGGCGCAAGGGCCAUAAACCACCUGGCUGGGACAGCCGAGUCCUCAGCUGCACAGGCAGAAGGAAGAGGAGGGAGGGGGAUGGCAGCCAGCCCCCUGCUCUUUGUUGGGAGGACACCUCGGGUGCCACCGUGGUGGCUGGGAGCUCAGCCCGUUCCCUAGGGCUGGCACCGCUGCCUGUGGUGGGUCCCUCAUGCCUGCUGCACCCUCAUGCUGGGGUCCAGGAGUGCACCAGGGGGGAACAGGUCCUACUUCCCCUUCUUCUCAGACUUCAGGGGCUACAAUGUGACAGCCCUGCGAAUUGGCGAGUCAUCUGCCCUGGCCUUCAUCUUCCUGCUGGCCUUGGCGGGAAACAUCUGGGGCAUUUACCUGCUGGUGCGACGGCAGCACCGGCUCUCUGCUGCCAACUGCCUCGUCCUCAACCUCUUCUGCGCCGACCUGCUCUUCAUCACCGCCAUCCCCUUCAUCGCCGUCGUGCGCUGGACCGAGUCCUGGGUGCUGGGCGACGCCAUCUGCCACAUGCUUUUCUAUGUGAUGAGCCUCAGCGGCACCGUCGUCAUCCUCUCGCUAUCGGCCGUCAGCCUGGAGCGCGUCGUGAGCAUCGCCCGGCUACGGCACGCCGCGCUCCGCCGCCGCAAGGCGCUGGCCGCAGCCCUCCUCCUCAUCUGGGCCUUCGCCGCCUUCGCCACACUCCCGCUCUGCUGCUUCUUCUCUGUGGUGCGGCUGCCCGCCGCCGGCGAGGACAUUCAGAUUUGCACCUUGGUUUGGCCCAGCAAUGCAGGAGAAAUAGUUUGGGAUGUGACCUUUGCCACUGUUUUCUUUCUGGUACCAGGCUUGGUCAUUGUCACCAGUUACUCCAAAAUCCUACAGAUUACAAAAGCAUCAAGAAGGAGUUUAAAUGCUGGCUUAGCCUACUCAGAAAAUCAUCAGAUUCGUGUUUCCCAGCAAGACUACAAACUAUUCCGAACCCUCGUUGUUUUGGUGAUCUCUUUCUUCAUCAUGUGGAGCCCAAUUAUAAUAAUUAUUCUUUUAAUCUUAGUUCAGAACUACAAACAAGAUUUAAUUAUUUUUCCAUCAGUUUUUUUCUGGAUAGUGUUAUUCACUUUUGCCAACUCUGCUGUCAAUCCAAUUUUGUAUAAUGUUGCCCAUUUCAGACGUAAAUGUCAGGAAAUUUUUCUCUGUUGUACAGGGAUCCCUGUAAGGCAUGGGGCUGGUUCAGAAACCACUGUAAGAAGAAGUAACCAUGAACAACCAAAUCUGUCUUUCAUUACCAGAUAAUUAUUUAAAGCUUAAGCUGUGACACAAUUUUGAUGUUAAUGUCUAUGUUAACCCAAGUUGAAUAGGUCACUAUGUUAUAGUACUAUAUACCAGAGAAGGAAAAACAAAAAAGCAAACUAGAAUCUGUAUUUUUGAUUCCUGAAAGUAAAAUUCUCGACUUCACUGCUUUGCCUUAGUAAGAUUUGGACAAUUUAAUCCAAUGGUUUUAAUUUGCCACUUACACUGAAAUAGAUAUGAAUUUGGCAGUUAACUUGGUGUAUUUAAAUAGUUGAAAUAAGUACAUACCAGACAAAUUAAUUUCUCUGAGGGUACAUUUUUAGUUGGCAUAAAUGUCAUUAACUUUAAUGAAGUUACAGUGAAUCUAUAUCAGGGGCACUUGAUCUAUUUUU
This is a messenger RNA of Neopsephotus bourkii (Bourke's parrot), 1727 nucleotides long. It is a transcript of the gene FFAR4, whose product is annotated as free fatty acid receptor 4. NCBI's taxonomy places the organism in Eukaryota, Metazoa, Chordata, Aves, Psittaciformes, Psittacidae. Gene Ontology annotation, molecular function: G protein-coupled receptor activity. The transcript has 3 exons. The record is from RefSeq and is a predicted model, not a curated record. Gene Ontology annotation, biological process: G protein-coupled receptor signaling pathway. Bases 271 to 1338 code for a protein of 355 amino acids. Gene Ontology annotation, cellular component: plasma membrane.